Messenger RNA from Penicillium mononematosum, 2616 nucleotides. RefSeq lists its product as uncharacterized. Lineage: Eukaryota; Fungi; Ascomycota; Eurotiomycetes; Eurotiales; Aspergillaceae. The coding region runs from base 1 to 2616 and encodes 871 amino acids. The record is from RefSeq and is a predicted model, not a curated record. The transcript has 4 exons.
AUGAAGUAUAACCUGCCAACACUGCUGGCAUUGUGCCAGGACACAGGUGUACACUGCAAGUGGACCAGCGAAGCAAGACACUGCAGGCGAGCGCGUCCUGAUCGAAGCAAGAAGCCCAUCCUUUCAGAAAACCCUAGGAACCGACCGACUAGAGAGUCAGCCAGGUCAUCGCGACCGAACAAAAAUCCAGCAUCGAAAACGUCCAAGAACCGCCCGACCCGUAACAACAAGAAGUCCAUUCAGCCUGUUCUCUCCACGAAGGAUGCAGGAUUCGCCCAAUUUCUGAAAAAGCACACUUCCCCGAGACACCAGCGAGUCACAGCAGGGGGAAGAAUCGUUCCAAUGGAGCCACCAAGGUCACCCCGUCCUGAUGGCUCAUCAGCUGCACCAACGGAUGAAGCGAAUGACGAACCCAUUGUUUCGCAUGUCCUUGUUGAUGAUCAACUGAGGACUGGUGGCCAGAGCGGAGCACAGGAAAUCUUGACAAUCAUCCAUUCUCCCACAGAGUCCGAUAAUAACUUGCAUGAGCCGCGUUUGCCUUUGCAUGCAAGCACAUCCCAAUUCGCAGUUACCAUCGAUUCACGGAACUUGAGUGUUUCCCAGGCAAUGGAAGCAAACAUUCCAUAUGCUGAACACUUUGAGUACCAACCACUAGACGAAGAUGAUUCAGAGUUCGAAGAUGAUCAAGACUUCGGAGGUGUUGCUCGCCGGAGUCCAUCGGAAGUGCAGAGUUAUGAGACCAUAACUGAGGCCCAGGAGCGCCGACGACGAUGGUAUUUGAUCCAGGCUCUUAUCAAUUAUGAUGAUGCUGCAAUUGCGCAGAUGAUGUCGUUCGCUCGCCCGGUUGAUAUUCUCCCACGUUGCGACUUUUAUGUUCGAUAUGUACGGGUGGCGUGGACAUAUGGCCUUGGUGCGAUGUUUGAGGCAAGGGCGCGACUGAUGAGCAAACUCCGGUACCAUGAAAUGUACCUGGAGGAGGUCAACGAAUUCAUUGCGAUGGACCCAGUGAUUCCAGCUGGCGAUACUUGUUAUCGAUUGCGUGUUUACAACACCAACGAACGGGCAAGAAUGCUCAACGCUCUUGAUUACUAUCAGAUGCUCGCAGAGGCAUCUCUCACGAACAAUGCCAAUAACACAGGAGAUAUUACCGUCGAACCAGCCCAUAAAGAGCAACCCAGAAGAACGAUCCAUGGUGGUUCACAUGGUAACCUGUCGACUGAUGGUACCAAUGAGGUUGUGCGUCCCAAAAUCUCUCGUGGGGUUGAUAUUAUUGACCCUAACACUGGCCAUCCCAUCCAAUUCCAGCGGGAACAAUCAACAGCCACAAACAGCAUCCAGAAUGGAACAGGCCACACAAACGGGAACAACUCAGACUUUGAUAACAUGCAGGUUGAUGGAAGCUCCGAGUUGCUGAUUCGUGAUGAUGGAAAUGGAAAUCGAAACAGGAGCAGAAGCAGCUCACUCUUCGAUCAGAUUCCGGUUGAUAGAAGGUCGGAUUUGUUUCAGGACACGGGUGGAGCUAGCGGCAACAUGCCUGCAGGAAGCAAUGACCCGCUCUUUGACGCUAAUAACCGAUUGGGCAUCCACAUUGAUCCUGAAAGGGGUUCUGAGACGGAAAUCAAUGAAAUCACAUCAUGGAUCCCCCAGGAGACAUGGACAGAACGUCGCCCGAGAAAUGGAAGGCGCAUCAGUAACACCUUGCCUCGGAAUUUCGGCCGAAACAUCAACAAUUUGAGAUCAGCAUUGCAUUCAAUUACUGAAAUCGGCCAUGAGGAGCACGCCAUCGAAUUGACUCGCACGGCUGAAAAUGAUGGGAGUCAUACACCAGACCUCGCGUUUAGCGUCGAUGAUCAGAAUGGGCUUCACUUUCUUCAGAAUGAGCACCGUAGCGCAUCAGUUUCAAGCGGUUCUGAUGACGACCCACAGACGAUCAGAGCCUCUAGCCCCGGACCUGGACUGAAUGAGGAGAUACUCUCAGAGCUCUCCUUUGAUCGCCAGCGCGGAAGUAGUGAGGUUUCGGAUUUCCAAACACCUCUCAUUCCAACGGACUUUUUCGAUGUGCUUGUUGUAGACGUGGAAGGAUCCAGUGAACGGAGGGGACGCCCCUCAACCCAACGAUCAGAUGAUGGCAUGAACCACAGCUACAGCGGGAGUUUCACCAUGACAAUGAGCAGUUUCGGAGCGGAUUACCCCGAUGAUAUGUCUGACACACCACUAUUGUCUCGGAAUAGCCCAUUCGGCAGGUAUAGCCACUUAUCCCGGAAUAGCCUGAGCAGAGCGAUCUCGAGGUCGAGUGUCCGCCGGAGACACUAUGUACCUGUGGGUGGUCUUAGCAGCGUUGGUUCCCGUAUGAUCUCGUCGAGUCUGAAUGCCCGUCGACGACAUGACGCACGUCAAAAUGUCCGAAACGCCCGUCGCUCGCACACAUCGAGAUUGAUUGAUGACUUGAGAGACGAAGUACCGGCAACAACUGUUCUCGGUUUCGACGCGCCAGAUAGUCAGCAGCACACCGCGUACUUGCCAGUGUACUCGUCGCGGUUGAUCAAUGCCAGCGUCAGACAUACCGCUCCCGCCAUUGUGAACAUGAGCAGAAUCAAUGCACAUGCUCACAACUAA